Messenger RNA from Drosophila ficusphila, 3136 nucleotides. RefSeq names its product nuclear exosome regulator NRDE2. The record is from RefSeq and is a predicted model, not a curated record. Gene Ontology annotation, biological process: negative regulation of RNA catabolic process; regulatory ncRNA-mediated post-transcriptional gene silencing. The transcript has 2 exons. Lineage: Eukaryota; Metazoa; Arthropoda; Insecta; Diptera; Drosophilidae. Gene Ontology annotation, cellular component: catalytic step 2 spliceosome. The coding region runs from base 86 to 3046 and encodes 986 amino acids.
CAAAAACGAAAUCAAAACAAAAGUUGUGUUUUUCGACCUAAUUAUAAGAAGUUUUUUAAUUAAUUAAUAUUAUUAAUUGUUGACCAUGUCUCUCUUUCCCGCUUAUGGCGGGGACAAACCCUCUUCAGCUUUGGGUGCGAAAGAAACAAAGGAAUCGGAAAAGGUGGCGGGCACAACAAGUGGGGACUGGAAAAAUAACGAGAGUUUCGCUCAAAAAGAUAUAGUGUCAGACUAUAUACCAACUCCUGUACCGAUAGUAGACAGCUCUUCGAGCAGCGAGGACUCCGCGGAUGAAGAAAGCCCCCAAACAACGAACAUCGUUAUUGCAAAAACACUAGAAUUUGAUGCCAACGAUGGGUUUUAUGUGGACAAAAAGAGCAAUAAGGUCUAUUUAACCCUGAAAACCCUAACAAAACCCGCUCGACCACGGUACAAAAUCCGGAUGAGACGUCUGCGGGAUACGGAUUAUAAGCCUCGAGAGUCCAGUCGCUCUUUGUUGUCCUCGAAGAAAGUUCGUUACAGCUGGAAACAGCCACCUGAUCCCAAUUCCUCGAAGGAGGAAAUUGCCAAGCUCCAGGAGCAGCUCAUCCAGACCAAGGUGCUCGUCCAGCGGGAGCCCAAGGUGGUGGAUCACUGGCUGCAGCUCCAUCGCCUUCUGGAUCUCAACCUGGACAAGGCCAAUCGACUGGCGGUGGCGGAGCACCAACUACACUCCUUGGAAUUGGCACUGGAGCACCAUCCCUCCAAUGAAAAGAUUCUGCGGCUCUACACGGAUGUGGCCAAUGCCACUUAUCCGGCCAGUGAGGUCGCUGCCCGCUUUGAGAAAAUGUUGGAGGACAACCCAUACGAGUACGCACUUUGGACCGCUCUGAUCAUGGCCACCCAGGGCAACAUGGCGCGCUGCAGCGUUCCGGCGGUUCUUCAGACCUACGCGUACAGCAUGCGACGAAUGCAAGUGGGUUAUACCGACGAGCAUAUACGCAUAUUUGCCACACACACGGAUCAAAUAAUGCUCAGUCUUUUCCACAACUGCGCCUUGUUCCUCCGGCAAACUGGCAAAAUGAACAUGAUGUUUGCGAUGAUGCGGUUGUGUUUGGAGCUCAAUUUCCCAGACACAACAUUCAGUUGCUUCGAGGCGAAGGCCGCCAGCGAAGGGUUGUUGAUUGAGUACGAGGAGGAGGUGCUGCGCUCCGACAUGCCGAUGUCAAAGAUCUGGACGCGAAUCGAACAACUCCGUCAAGCGUACUGCUACCUACCUUAUCCGCAAUUGAUGCCCUCGGCGGAGGAUGCAGUGGCAGAGGGACUGGAUCCACAGCGCUGCGUCUUUAACGAGGAUGUUAUGCCCUAUGCGCAUGCACUUAAAUCACAGGACAACCGAUUGCACCUGCUGCUUAUUGUUGUCCAGCUAACGAAACUGCCCCUCGUUCGCAGCGCUUGUCUGGCGGCCAAAAUGCAUCCACGCACCGAUGAGUUCGGCGAGUCGGAGGCCAUUGAAACGCUCUUUGCUGAACUUGCGGAUAGGCACUCCUAUGCCUUGCCAACAUCCUAUUCGGCGGCCUUCGAUGCGGCACUGGUGGAUCUGGCCAAGGAGAUGAGCGUGUCGCCCAGCUUCAUGCCGCACUUCCUGGGCCACGAUCUGUACGAGAUGACCAUCAGUGAACUGCUGCUCACGUGCAGCUCAGCGGUCAGGAUGGAGGAAAGCAGGAGGAGGAUAUUCAUGGUCUUGUGGCUGCGAUUCCACCGAUUCCGCGUCGUGUUGCACAGGCUGAUGGGAAAGUUAACUAAGGUGUAUAUAAAGCAAUUGAAAGACAGUUUUCGCAGCCAGAUGCGUUUGCCGGAGAACAGGGAUGUUACGCGAUUCUACACGGAGGUAGCUAUGUUCGAAUUCGAAGCCCUCGAAAGCGAAGCAGACGGUGAGCGGGUAUUCUCCAUAUUCAGCACGAUCUUCCUGGCGGAAGCGCAAAAGGGGCAAUCCUUCAGUUGUCCCGACUUGAUGCACGCCUACUUGGUUUGCGCCGAGAUGCUCAUACGAUUCAAUCGUCGGACCGAGGCAAUCCACUUGCUAUUCUGUUUGUGCGUUCGCCAGCAUACGGAUAAAAUCAGUGUGGAUGCCAUUGGAGUUGAGGAGUGUCUGCGAAGCGCCAACAAGCUGCUGCAGGAGGAGUGCGCCCUCCUCGACACACUGCCAGCUACUAUGACUCUGGAGGAGUACUUCCAACCCAACAAGCUACUCAUUCUGCUGCGUGCGCGCUGUUUGCUCUGCGUGAUGCACCAGAACUAUUUGGAUGGCACCUGCGAGGAUCUGCUGGCGCAUCCACUCACCAUGGAGUGUGCCGAGUCCAGCGAGCGGCGACGCUUCCUGCGGGAGCAGGUGAUGGAGGUGCUGAUUCUGCAAUAUCAGAUGCCGCUACUAGUUGGCACAGCGGAGCAGGAGGGGCGGGCUCCUGUGCAGGCGGCUCUCAACGCGCAACUGGCGGCGUUGGUGGAAUGCGGUCUCAAGGAAUUUCCGCGCAACAUGGUCAUGCUGCAGUGCUUGUCCAAUUUCAGGACUAUGCUGUGGCCGCAGCAGCGAGGCCAUUUUAUUCGCACCCAAGCGGGAAUCGUUUCCCUGUUGCACCUGGUCAUCACUGCCCAAUGUCGCUUCAGGCAUAGUUUGUGGGAAAAUGGGCUUCUUGGCGCCGGCGAUGAAAACGCCGCCGCAGAACAGGCCAUGCGCAAUCGCUUCCUUAGCAUGUUCGAGACCUUCCUGCCCACAAAUCCGAAUCGUUCGGAGAUGGAGAAGGAGCAGUACCGCUUCCUGCGACGCAACUCGCUCUUCUGGCGCCUCUACCUGCGACGCUUGUCCGACACGCGGACAAGUUUCGAGCGCAGCAAAGACUGUUUGCUGGCCGCGAUGGACGAGUGUCCCUGGGACAAGGCUCUGCUGCUCGAGGGGGCAACUUAUGUGCCGCAGGAAUUCACGCACCUGCAGGACGUCAUGACCGAAAAGGAGCUAGGCAUCUACGCCCUGCCCGAAGAACUCGACAUCCUGCGCCAAUGUAUUUGAAAACAAUAGCAAAAUUUAAGUUGUUUAUGUAUAUAUAUAUUUUUUUGUAAAUGUUUGUAAUAGAAAUAUAAAUUAUAAAUCGUAAUUAAA